Messenger RNA from Cyprinodon tularosa, 3655 nucleotides. It is a transcript of the gene scarf1, whose product is annotated as scavenger receptor class F, member 1. Gene Ontology annotation, molecular function: scavenger receptor activity. The transcript has 11 exons. The record is from RefSeq and is a predicted model, not a curated record. Bases 115 to 2805 code for a protein of 896 amino acids. Lineage: Eukaryota; Metazoa; Chordata; Actinopteri; Cyprinodontiformes; Cyprinodontidae.
GGGAAGCAGGCAGGCAGGGAGAGAGGGAAGGGUGGAGGGUGAGUAGAGAAGUGAGGCAGAAAGAUAUUUGUUCCCAGACGCAGGAGUUUUUUUAGCACUGGGUUCUGAGUGAAGAUGAGGUUUCUCCGAGCUCUGAGCGUUCUGCUCUGCUGCUCCCUGUCCUCUGCACAGACACUGGAUCCUGGUGGGAGAAAUGUUUGCAAGGAUUCAAGGGACUCCUCUACACUGUUGUGUUGCACUGGAUGGCGCCAGCAGGGAAAAGAGUGCACUAUAGCUCUCUGUGAAGGUGAACAAAUGUGUCUUGAGAAUGAGAUCUGUGUGUUUCCUGGAGUAUGCCGCUGCCCACCUGGGUACUAUGGAGCUCAGUGUAAAACACGCUGUCCUCCUGAGUUCUGGGCGUCAGACUGCCGUCAGGUGUGUCCCUGCUACCCUCAUGGCCACUGUAAUGCUGUCACCGGCGAGUGUACAUGCAACCCCACCCGCUGGGGCCCGCUUUGCCAGAACACCUGCAAGUGCACUCGCAAUGGCCACUGCCACCCCGUCAUGGGAAACUGCAUCUGCGAUGAAGGCUGGUGGUCCCCAACCUGCUCCAAACCAUGCCAAUGCUCCAGCAUUGGAUCUCUGGGCUCCAGCUGUGACCCGCUAACAGGCCGCUGCCAGUGUCGCAGGGGAUACUGGGGGAUUAGAUGUCAGGCCAGUUGCAACUGUAACCAGUCUCCAUGUAAUGAGCGGACCGGCGUGUGCGAAUGUGAGGCGGGCUCCUGGGGAUCCAGCUGUGACAGGAAAUGUAACUGUGACCUGCUGCACAGCAGCUGUGACCCGGUGUCUGGGCAGUGCCUCUGCCAACCAGGUUAUACAGGGGUUUCAUGCAACCACCCUUGUAAAGCUGGGGACUAUGGCAGCAGCUGUAAAAUGAGAUGUGGCCACUGUAAAGACAACCAGCCAUGUUCGUCCACUGAUGGUGCCUGUGCUGCCUGUGAACCCGGCUGGAACGGCACGCGGUGUGACCGCCCCUGCGCCUCUGGGUGGUACGGUGAUGGCUGCAGGCAUAAGUGCCCAAAGUGCUGGAAUAAUGAACCCUGUGAUCCAAUAACAGGGAAAUGUUUGAGAUGUGACCCUGGAAGGACGGGAGCCAGGUGUGAGGAGCUCUGCUCUGAUGGGAGAUAUGGAGACGGCUGCCACUUCCUGUGCAGUCCGUGCUUUCAGGGCAAAUGCCAUCAUGUGACAGGAAGAUGUGUCUGUAGCCCUGGUUUCCAAGGAGACAGCUGUAACAGUACCUGUCCCGCUAUGAUGUUUGGGGCCAACUGCUCGUCCCUCUGUGACUGUGGAGAGGGAGUCAGCUGCAACACCGUCACAGGGGCCUGUCCCUCCAGCGGUAGAGGGGCUGUGCUUGCAGGCGUGCUGGUUCCUUUGUUCCUGCUGUUUGUUGCUGUGCUGUGCUGCUGCCUGUGUUGUGGAGGAGGUCCUACUGAUGGAAAAAACAGGGUGGCUGUGGCUGAGGGUGGCCUGUUGGUCAGGAUGAAAUAUCACGUCUACAGUGUUCUGGCAAACAUCGGUGCUGCCCUCCCCUGUAUGUCUGACUGGUCCUCAGGUCUGCCUCGAGUCACUGUUUCCCACCAUGACCCAGAGCUGACCUUUAACCACAGCUUCAUUGAGCCUCCUUCAUCCGGCUGGGUCGAUGAGGGUUCGUCCUUCGACAGCGAUGAAGAGGAGGGAGAGUCCCUCUACUGCGUUCCCCCGAGGGAAGAUAUCCCUGCUGUGGCAGGUGGGGAGUUCCAGGAGAUGAGCUCCAAGUGUAACAUGUUCCUAGACCCAUCUGGGUUUAGCAACGAAGACAUUACGUCGUCCUUCAACAUCCCUCGGACCUCCAGCAUCGCCAAGUCCAAGCGGCCGUCUGUGUCGUUUGCAGAAGGGACACGCUUUAGUCCCAAAGAGAGGCGUGGAUCCGGUCAGGACCCCGGUGGUCCUUCUCGCGGCAAAGCUAAGACCCCCUGGGGGGUUUUGAUGCUGUCGGCCCUCCAGAGUCAGGGAGGCACAGCUAGGACUGGGGAGGAGGAUGAAGAUGAAGAAGAGCAGAGAGGAGAUGAGGAAGGGGCUCAAACAACAGACGAUCAGCAGUCAAGCCGUGAGGACCAGGAAGUAGACAGUAACCCAUCAUAUGCGAAUUUACAAGUCCCUGGAACAUCAGGACGAAGACGGACCAUGUCCAACACAGCUGGUCUGAAAGGAACCCCGACCCCAACAUCUGAUGGUGAGGUGGGAGCUUCUCAUAAGCUGACCACAGUAUAUGUGACGGUAGGAAAGGCUGGGAGGCCUGUAACAAAACCAGAGUCAAGCUCUGAAGGGCCCGUCCAGGCCAUGCUGCGCAGACUUGGCAGCCUGCAGAGACAAAGAGAGCAGGAUGGAGGAAAGUCCAAGUCAAAGCCCGUCGAGGGGAUCACUAAACCUCCAAGGAGGAAGCUGGGAGCUCGUGCCGCAGUGUGGGAGCAGGGAGGGCCGUCAGGAGCACAGACUAAGCCGAUCAGGCAGAAGAAUGUCUCAGAGGCUCCUCCAUCAGAAGGAAACACUCCCAAACGACCUCUGUCAUCAAUUCUGAAAAGCGUCCCAGAGUUGGCCGCCGCUGACUGUGGGUCAACUCCAAGAGCUGAAGGAGCAGCCGUGCACAGUGUGAAUGCAGGUGUAGAACAAACAGAGAGCAGCUAUCUGACAGUGGGACCAGCAGGAGAGGCCGCUGAGAUUAUCAGCAACCAAGAAGCAGCACACUAUGAACCCUGCUAUGAAAACGUCCUAAUUACACAACCAUAAACCACAGACGCUGAGCCAGAAGAUCAGAGCGUGAUGAACCUUGUUUAUCCCAAUGGAGUAAAAAAAAAUUACAGACAUAAAGUAGUGCUUUAAUUUAUCAUUUACACGAUAACGCUACAAUCAGUUGAUAUUUGGAUUAUGAAAACGAAUGAAACAUGAAAAACACUUCAGAACAAGAUCAACAAGAUAGAACAGCAUGUGAUUCAAAUAUCUGUAGAGCUGUUAAACAGAAGUCCUUUUCAUUGACUUCAUAGCGAUUUCUGUGCUGCUAAUUUGUUUGACAUCACAUCACAGCUUGAGCAACAGCAAGUAAUAUAAAAAAAUUAACACAAGUUGAAUUGCUUUUGUAGAAAUAAAAAUUAGGAUUACAUCGUUUUUUGUUUGUUUUGUCUAUAGAGACACCUUUUUGAAGCCUGAUGUCGAUCUGAGGAAAGUUCUUCUUUCUGUUUUUUGCUAUUUAGACUGUUUCAAGUCACCAUAGAGCCUCUCAUUGAGUUCAAGAUCUGGACUAAAAACUUUGCACUUAUUCAUUCAGAGCCCAGUUUGAGCAGAUUUUCAAGACAUCCCCAGACCAUGACACUUCCAACUCCAUGCUUCACAGAUGGGUUUCUGGUUUAUGUGUAUAUGUUUAUGCUUCCUCUGGCAAAUCUUAGUCUGGCCUUCAAUUAAGUAUUAUUUUAUUUUAUUUUUUUACAGGUACUCACUUUCAUACCAACAGUACUGUAGGUCCUAUUAUCACAUUUAAGGAUCUUUGGAGACAUCAUGUCCAACUCGGAGUAAACUGGAUGAUCAGAAUUUUGAAAGUUGGAAGUUGUUUGAAUGCCAUCCACAAUUAAAUGUCUGAUUUCUA